Molecule: messenger RNA, 1122 nt
Organism: Ostertagia ostertagi
Lineage: Eukaryota; Metazoa; Nematoda; Chromadorea; Rhabditida; Trichostrongylidae
Source: the annotation of a GenBank genome assembly
AUGUCAGACGAGCAGAAGAUUGUGCAAGAAACCGUUGCGGUCACUGUUAUUGAAGAGGAGAAAGCACCGGCUCUUCCGACAACGGAGCCACCAAAAGACGACGUGGGUAAACCGGCUGAACCUGAUGUCACUGAGGCACCGAAAACCGAUGAGAAACCAGCUGAAGAGUCUACGAAAGAGGAGAAACCAGCUCAUCGUAUUUUCAAACGGCCUACGCUGAAAUGGGGUAAGAAACGCGAUGAACCAGCUGCUCAACGAGAGCCUGAGCAGGCGAAGGAUAUUCGCGAGGACGCCCUGGGAUGGCUUGCGCAACAGAUCCCACCAGCUGUUCACAAGGUCAACUACUUCGUAUUAGACUGGGCCCAGAAAUUGGCCUACGGUGACGCGGAACGACCUGCUCUACCAGGCAAAGAUGGUUCUGUGACUCGCAAUCAGUUUUUGGCCUUUUUGCGUGACGGGAAACUACUGACUGCCCUUGCAAACAAGCUGCAGCCUGGAGCAGUAAUCGUGGAACCUGAAGUAACAGCAGAAGUAGCCCCAGUGGCUGAGUCUGCUCCGGCAGCAGAGGUACAAAAACCGGUUGAGGCUCCCGCAGAUGCCGAGCCCUCUAAAGAAGGAGAGGAGAAGAAGGAGGAACCCGCAGAACCAGCAAAAACUGAGGAGAAACCUGCCGCACCAGCUCAGAAGACACAGAAAGAGAAGCAAGCCGAUCUUAUCAACCAGUUUGUCGCCUGGGCCAGAGAUAUCCUUGGAUUUGAGGAAGGAAAGGGAAUGACUGCUGCAGAUCUUUUGGAAAAAGGAAAAGCCGGCUACCCAGCCGUAUUUGACACCCUCUGGCAAAUCGCCAUGAAGGCACAAGUGAAAUUCCAACAAGAAGGCAUUGAUGUUGAUGCUGUGCUGUCUGCUGCUAGCCAGGUCGUUCGCACUAACAUCAUCCAGUCAAUUCUGAACUUCUUCAAGCGUCGUCCAGCGCCUGUCGCUGAAAAGAAAGAUGAGCCAGCAGAGCCCGCUCCAGCUGAGGGUGGAGAUGCGGCACCGAACGCGCCUGAGGGAGAGCAAGUAGCUGAAGAGGAGUGCAAAAAGAUUGACGCCUUGACGUCAGCUCCUGUUGCGGCCAAUUGA